Molecule: messenger RNA, 7549 nt
Organism: Spirometra erinaceieuropaei
Lineage: Eukaryota; Metazoa; Platyhelminthes; Cestoda; Diphyllobothriidea; Diphyllobothriidae
Source: the annotation of a GenBank genome assembly
AUGCACGACAAAGACACUUUAAAGAACCCUCUGAAACGACUGCAAGUCAAUCCGGAGACCCGGAAGGACCUCGCCCAGAACAGACCGGCAUGGAGGAGGGAAAUGAAGACUGGCGCAGCCAUCUACAAAGCAAAUUGGAUCGUCGCCGCCAAAGCCAAAAGAGAGGCUCAAAGGUCACAAGUUCCUCGACUCCUCACUGUCAACAGUCAGACGCUUCCGAGAUGUCCACGCUGCCGCCGCGCAUUCCGCGUGCGGAUCGGCCCCGGAGGACGACUUCGGACGCUAUGCGCUAACGACCCGACAAGUCUGCCUCCUCUACAACUCUUGCCUCUGCCGCUAACUCCGUGCCGACCGCCACCCUCGUCACCGCCGAUCGCACGUCGCUGUCCCGCCGCCACCAUCUGCACUACCCCAAUCCCUGCAUCGAUCGCAGCGGUCAGCACCACCACCACUAUGUCUUCACGCACCCCUCCCCCCGCCGAUGGAACGACGGCCGACUUCUCGUCAACUUCAAAUGUCAUCAACACCCCCACCUCCAGCAAUGUGGAUUCGGUUCAUAGCUGUCCUCAUAGCGAUCGCACAUUCACCUCACACUUCGGCCUGGUCGGUCUCUUGAAAAUCCAUCUCACAGAAGUUGGCAAACCAGUGCCUGGAGCAUCCUUCAUUACAUCCAUCUUCACGUCCACAUCUCCCACGAACAUUCAUGCACCUAAUGGGCCUACUAGGGCACAUGCGCACUCGUGAAAACCCGUGAUAGACAACCGCUGGCAACACCACAUCAUCACACUUUCCUCAACCAGCACCCGCACCUCCCAACAGCAUCACCCACCACAAACACCCAAUUGCCACUUUUCGUGCCUGAUCUCACUCUUUUGUGGAGCACACGGCACACAUCCUCGGCAACGGCGGUCGAAAUGCCACAUUGCUUCAGCACAUUCUGGGCCCAUACGUUCAUCUCUGCGUGCAUGUAAUUCUUUACUAAAAACGCACACAACUGCUACAUCACCUUUUCCCGCGCCCUAAAACCCUCAAACCAAUACUUUCGUGUGCAUAUAUGACCCCAUAACUAUUUCCGUAACUGCACCUAGCAGGUACUAGACGCUAGCCAAGGGGCAAAAAAUCAUCAUCAAUCGGCUGGCAGGUUCAUUUACACUUUUCAGGGGAAUUGGAGAUUUAUGUUGACCCUGAGGCAUUUUUCCUCAUGUCGAUUCAGCACAUUCUUUACCACACUAGCUUUGACGCAGUUGAACCUAUCGUAACGUGUCAAGGGUUCUGGCUGGUAGGUUUCCAGCUGUUGAGACGACUCAGCCCCGCUUUGGAAUGAAAACAAAAUUGCAACAAUCCCCUUUAUGUGGUCUUUAUAGAGCACAUGAGGUUUGUGAAGCCUAAGCCCAAGUCUGACACGCGUUAAAUGGAGCCCUUACAUUACUGCAUCCGAUCCCCUCCCCAGUAGGCUUGACUCAGGCACGCCGCUGACACAAGGGAGAGGGAGAAAUGCAUGAGGUCCAGAAGAAGAUUGGGCCUUUUGUACAAAUAAGAACAGGUCCCUCGUUUCACUAAAUAUUAUGUACUUUUGGACUAUCCCAAUGCCCUUAUAGUCGUGACUUAGAGAGUUUACAACUGGUUAUCUUAUUUACUCCCUUAGGCUGGAAACUAAUUUGCAAUGACUACCUCUUAGUGCCGCCUGUAUUGCAGCUUCCUUGGAAAGGAGAAUAGCCUACAGUUGCUACUGAAGAAUAACCCAUAUUUGUAGGUGUCGGCACGCCCCCAGCACGCAUAGGCGGAUGCCGGACUCCACGUUUGCCAGUGCGCCCAAUCUAUCCUCCAGCUGGCCUAAAUAUAAAUGUCUACUAUAGUUGGAGAAGGCAGACUGAGAAUGCGAGCUAUCCAUCCCGAAACGAAUGUUUGGCUGUCUCAUUAUAAACAAAUAACCGUACUCUUAAACUAACCCGAAGCGUUAGUAGUUGUGACUUUUAAAGUCUUCACCUGACGAGACAACUGCUUCAUCCUGUGGUGGUCCUCAUAUUGCGAUGCCUACUUAGUUUGGCCUCUAUGACAGCCGCACACGUGUUAGGAUCAUAACCUUCCUCGAAGGUGAAUUUGUGCGGUUUUUGAACAACCACACGCUUGUUACGUGAGGACGGUGUGGUAGACCGUUGGUUACUGGGUUCAUAGAUAGUACGUGAUCUAUCUUAUGGGACUUGUUUGUAACUCGCCACACCUGUCAUUACACUAAUUCUUAAAGGAUACUUAAGUGCGAACUCCACUAAGAGACCAUUUUCAUGUAUUAUUUUAUUUUAACUGUUGUAUUUACUCAGUGUUUUGCAUGUACAGGCUUUCUGCACAUGCAAAACUGAAGUUUGGAUGAUUACAACCGUUUCUGACUUUUUUGAAAUUUUCCGCUUUUCUAAUGAAACUGCUAUUUCUAAACAAUUUAACACUAUUUUUAAUAUUUCUUUUGCGUUUUCAAUUCCCUCAAAGCUGUCCAUUAGUAAUAUAGGUAUUGGUUUAAUGCAUUGGUGUCGGUUUGCGAGUGAGUAGCCGUCAUGAGUAAAUUUUGACACCUUUCACCAGUUAGGUUGUGGCGACUAGCCAUCCUGACUGGUCUGGCGUCAUUGUUCAAGACCUCGCUGUCUCAAGGUCAUUCACCCCUUGCAGCGAGCCGUCCCAGACGAGCUGACCUGAAGUCACAUGACCAACAGCUCGGGCAUACCUGCGUCCGCGCAGUCGCAGCUGCCCAUGCGGCCACUUGAACGCGCCACCCCCUGCAACCAGCAAAACAAGCUACUGGGACACCACCCCUCGGCAAAUGCAACACACGCUGACUGGACACCACUUGAGCUUGGCCCAUGAGCCUACAAAAGCGGCUGCCACCACUAUCUCAGGGACUCUCAGGCAUGACUGGACGCAGUCAACAUCAGCCCUGGCUUCGCCAGUGGCCACUGUCGCCUGAGAGGACAACUCCGGGUUCUGUGCACAAUAAACUCCUUAUUCUGGUCCUCUUUGUCUUCUCCCUUCAAACACUGGGAUCUGACCCGAGGAUGGUAGCACACAGACUGCACACACUCUCACCGCGUAACCACGACAAUUGGUGACAAAUCCGACGUGAUCGACGCGCAAUCAGCAGAUGUGGCUAAACUCAACCGCCACCAAUUUCCCACUCAACUUCGCCCUGUUGUUUUUCCUGUGUCACUCAUCGUGCCCAUGGAUAGGAAAACGCAAUUGCGUCACCUUGUCGCGAUUCCAGGUUGAAGUUGUCUACAAAGCUCAGCCAUACAAGUCCACGUCAAUCCUCAAUCAAACUCUGCAGACCAGACCUCCAAAUGUGUUGCCAUCUGAAUGCCUCUCGCUUGUCCGUGACAUUCUUCCGCCCAUUACCGACGAAACCAUCAUUCGUGAGUUACUUGCAUACACUCAAUAUGCUACGCCACAAGGUCACGCAUUGUGCUUUUCUACUAGUGUUAACUUCAGCCAGGAUGGGCCUACAAAAGUCUGUUUCAUUAUGAACAAACUCAAUUUAGACACAUAACUGAAUUUUAGACGUGGUGAUAAUGAUCUCAGGCGCUCAUCACGGACGAAGUAUCAUUUGCCAUCUGAGAGAAUCCCAGUUAUCCACCGAAUGAUUUUGCAACACGACAACUUACAUUGAACUACUGGUCGUUGGAAACACUAUGCUGCCACCAAUUACUACUAAGCAAUUCUCCGCACCCUUGGUAUGCGAAAUGCGUCAGUAACCGAAAUAAAGCUAAAUAGAGUGGUGGAGAGCAGGAAUUUCACGUUCUGAAUGAACUUUUGCAUAGAAAAAAAGAAGUCGACCCUUGUGGAGAAAGUACAGUUUGCAUAACUUAGCAUUUAUUUUCGCCCUAACGACAAGGGAAGGCGUGAAAUUAUCUCGAAGCAAAACACUGUCAUAGACCGGUAGUCAAGAGCCCCUUCAGUUAUCCCGGACCAAAGCAGCAAGAGAGCAAAAUCGAACAUUUCAGCAGACCCUUAGAAUAUUUUACUAUUUCACUUUUAAAAUAUUAACGAGUACAGUCAGUAAAAGUCGCGUUAGCUGUUGUUCUGUUAUCACAGUGAUAAAAAUGCUGCGAAUGAGUAGUUCAAAACUUGGGCUUUUUCAGAGCCAUGGUUUAGUUAGCACUUUCUUGAGGAAAAGCAUUCUGUCAUCCUUAACAUUGCAACUUACCCAUGUACCGCGAGAAGUGUUCAGAUGCCUGCAAACAGCUCUUCCUGACAGGACAAGAAGAGUAUAUGAAAAGAAAAAGUGAGGAAGACUGCCUUCGAUCGUGCAUAGAGGAUGCUAAGCAAGAUAGCAAAAGAAGAGCUUUGGAGUCCACCGAGCAGUACAAAGAAACGAAAAAGACGGUAUGAAUGUUUGUUUGAUUUUGUUUUUCUAACGAUGAUUUAAAUUGGAGAUUAAUCGUACGUCCGGAAGGCGUGUUCGGACAAACGUAAAAUGAAAUUGCAUACACCGACUUAAGUUGGAAGUGCGAUCUUCCGCUCCUCCUCCACAUGGCCUCUACGGCAGUAAUACAUAUUCGAGACCCGCAUCACCCACCUGGCGUUGCGUGGGGCGAACAGGCCGCGGGUGGCAGGCGCAGACGGGCUAUUUUUGCCCUGUCAGUUGUUCCUCCCGAUCUCCACAUCAGUUGACUGGCUGGUCCGGACGAUCGAUCAAUGCAUGUGGGGUAGGGAGGAGGGAUCGAGGCUCGCUCCGGAGCCUCCAUCACCAUGGUACUUCUGCAUAUUCUUUAUUAUAAUAAAUCUAAUGCGCUGAAUCUAUCCCAACGUGCGGAACAUCGUGGAUUUUAAGGUUGUCAACUGGUAAGACCUCGCAAUCGGCCCUGCAUGUUUUUGUGUGGAGCGGUGGACUGUGAGCCAGGCUCGCUGGGUCCUCCUUAACAAUGUCUCUGUGGAACUUUCACGCAUGCGAUAUCUGAGCCGCCCAUUCCUUCAUGCUGAAAACUGUGGUGUAGAUGGCCAGUUCGUGGGUGCGGCAUGCGCAGACGGGGUAUUUUGUGCUGUCAGCCACUUGUGCACCAGGUCUACGCAGCAGAUGAUCGACCGGCUUGGACAGUUGACUGAUGCCUGAGAGAUGAAAGAGAAAGUUACCUCAGUUCUGGUGACUGCGUCUCUACAGCACUUAGCGCGUACUCCCUGCUAUGCUCAAUUUGACUGGAUUUAAAACUAUCAGGGUGCACUAGAACUCGUGGCCUGGAAGGCUGACAACUGAUAAAAUAGCUCGGUCCUUCUUUCAGAAGGGAGACCCGGGCAGCAAUGGUUCCUUUUUAAUGCGCUCCCCGCGGCGCUCCCAUUCAGUUGGGAUCUGAGCCGCCCUUUUCAUUUUUGUGUGAAAGCCUUGUCCAUUGUGCGCGGACCAGGCAUGUGUGGCAAACGCAGGCGGAUUGCCUAGCUUUGCCAACUGCAGUGCCCAAUGUCGCACACGGUCUUCUUGACUAUCUUGACACCGGACUUAUAUGGGCAAGGAAGGGGAGAGUACGUAGAUGCAGAGCAAGUCUACGAUCACGAUAAACUAAGUCACCCGCCAUACACCCAACCUGCGGUGGGGCACAUGGUUGACAUAGUCGGUAACGACGGUCGAAUUGUCAUGUAAGAGCGAACUAAGGUCAUACUUGUGCGAUCUCCCCAUACACGGACUGUUUUCGAGUUUCCAUCACUAAUCUUUGUGAGACAGAAGACUCUAGAUGCAGAAAUACGUAAGAACCGGACUACUGUUUUUCCCGCCGCCUACUCGACAAGACAGGGAUCUGUCUUACAGUGCAUCCGCAUGCGUUAUAAAUUCAAACCAAACCUAAUAAAAUAUGUUCGGCCAGGCACAUCAUACUGAAAAAUUGUAAUUUUAUCGGAGUAAGGGGGAAUUUUCGAGUUUGCAAAACAAUUCGGAACGUACCUAAAACGCCAAAUAGCCUACACAGGACUAUAAAAUGCCGUAUUUAUAAGUCAAUCUUCCCUCAACGAAGCACUGUCGGCAUCGGAAAACCUUUUCGUAAUCAAAACCUCGCACCGACGAGCACAGAUUAUCUCCAAAAGUGUCAGACACACCUGACAUGCAAACAUAAGUAAUUUCAUGUAAGUUAAAGUUGUUCAGUUUGUUGAUUUUGGUAUCUUAAUCUCGAUGCUCUUGCUUGCGAACACAGUUUAGACUAUCAAUUUUCCUUUGUAGUCUACUGGGAACGGUUAUUUUAGACAUGGCCAUGGUAUUUAUUCAAAAAUUUAAAGAAGGCCUUAGAUUGACCUGAUGUCAUCCAACAAACGUCCUACUUCAGAUCAAGAAAAAGCUUGAUGGUCUCUACCAGGAUUCUUUUCCCGAGGUUGCGGAAGCCCUUCUGUCUGACCUCCGACAGGCAAUCUAUGAACUGUGGAAUGAUCUCAUGGGCAAUGAGGUCUCAUUAGUUGAUCAGUUGGAGGAAAUUAUCACCGAUUUUGGAAGAAACAUGUCGGAAAUGGUUUCCGGAUUCACGGAAAGCGUCCAAGUAAGGCGGCGUUUUACGAUGAAUAAUCAUGCAGCAUUAGCUUUUAUCGACACAACCUACCAAAGUUAAUCUCCGUUUGGUAUUUUGCAAAAUUGCUAGUUCAAGUAUCGGCCCCUCGCAUCUCCGUUUCUUAUUCAAGAAUAUCGCUUGACUAAAUACUAAAUACACACUGCUAGUAUUAGAUGUUUGAGCAAAGUAGAAGCUCGGAUGUGCCGAAGAUUGUAGUAUUAAAGAAAAUUCGGGAUAGCUGCCGACCGGAAAGGUCCAAAAGGGAGCAACUAAAACUUAGAAUUUAAGCAAGGCAAAAGCGUGUAUAAGGGCUUGGUCAGUGUAAAAUUGGAAGUUUGGCAGUUAACUAUUUUGCAGAGAGUGCUAAUACCGCAAUAUGUUUCAAACUUCCCAAAGGUUUGUUUCUCGAAAAUUCGCGAAUCAGCAGCCAGUUUUAACGAGCGAUUGGCUGAAAUGACUCUAACCUACGCCGAAAGACUAGCUAAGACGGAGCAACAACAACAGAAAUCCGACCAUGAAGCUUCUGUAAGUCAGUUCCCUAUUGAAUUCUCCCCCGAGGAAUAUCAUGAAGGCGCAAUCACGCAUAAUCAUGCGUAAUUUUUGCAAAAAUAACUCCUAAUUUAACAACUACUGUCUCCACGUGUCAAAAUCACAGCAAACUACCUUUUGAUGAGUAUGAGUGAGUACUUAACAAACUGAUGUUUUAGGGUAAUUUCUUGCCAUAGAUUACUCAAUUUCAUCUGCUGAGGGUUUAAUAAGGUCAUGCAUGCUGUGAAAAUGCGCCCCCCAAUUUAUUAUUGUAGAUCUAUCUGGAUAGAGACAAUUUGGUAAACGCCCUUAAUAAUUCAAAGGAAGUUCACGUUGCAGUCAUUGACAAAUGCGAGGAAAACGUCAACAAGAAUUUGAAACAGUGGCUGGAGAAUCUAAUUGAGGAUCUGCACCAAAAGGAAGAGUAUGAACGACACACCAAUCGAGUGAUUGAAAUAAACAUGUUUAUUGAUGACCAGAGGGUCGAUCUGGAGACCAGUGAGCUUCCUCAGAUCUAG